Molecule: messenger RNA, 924 nt
Organism: Canis lupus familiaris (dog)
Lineage: Eukaryota; Metazoa; Chordata; Mammalia; Carnivora; Canidae
Gene: CXCL17
Product: C-X-C motif chemokine ligand 17
Exons: 4
Coding region: 288-590 (100 amino acids)
Biological process (GO): positive regulation of monocyte chemotaxis; macrophage chemotaxis; positive regulation of macrophage chemotaxis
Source: RefSeq, a predicted model, not a curated record
UUUUUCCUCCUAGAUUCCUGUAAACCUGUUACCUAACAAGGUCAGCAUCACUUAGCUGUUCUCACCCUCUAAUGGGAACACUGGCCAGGGAUUAAAGCCCAGACCACCAUCCCAAGGAAGACAGGAAGACAUCCGGAGCCUCCAACUAGGAACCUUCUGCACUCUCUUCAACCAACUCACAGCAGCACCAACAGUUGCAAUGAAAAUUCUAAUCUCUUCUCUCCUUCUGUUGCUGCCACUAAUGCUGAUGCCUGUGGUCUCUAGCAGCCCAAAUCCAGUGCCUGGCCAUGACCUGUUGCCUUCCACCAGGGGUCGCCAGAGGCCAUCGGGAUAAUCGCCAGGCUCCUAGUAGGAGGCUCCAGGAAGAUGGCCAAGAAUGUGAGUGCAAAGACUGGUUCCUGAGAGCUCAUAAAAGAAAACUUAUAACAGUGCCUGGGAUGCCAAAGAAGCAGUGUCCCUGUGAUCAUUUCAAGGCCAAUGUGAAGAAAACCAGGAACCAAAGGCACCACAGGAAGCCAAACAAGCACUCCAGAGCCUGCCAGGAAUUUCUCAAGCAAUGUCAAUUAAAGAGCUUUGCUCUGCCUUUAUAGGAGCUCUGAGGACCUGCUCUCUCAAUGCAACAUUCUCAUCAAGAACGUAGUGAGCGCACCUAGAGGAUGCUCUUCUCCCACUUCCAGCUCCCCCUCCCUGUCCCCACUCCAAUUGUUCUCACAAAGCAUUUUGCCCAAGAUUAUUGCUCCCUCUAGUGCCCGAUUCUCUUUUCAAGUGCGCCACCACCCCUCCCCCCCAUCAAUCCUUUCCCAGGGCUUAAGUCUAAUUACCCAAAAGAAAUCUGGAAAUCCUGGUUUCUUAGCUGGUCCCAAAUGACCUUAAAUAUAACCAUGCAAGUAGCAAACAGAAGUCAAUAAAUAUUUUUAAAUGUAA